AUCACCAUGGCAACUGUGAGCCCGCAACGGAUUUCCAACUGUUUUCCAGAUAUUAGCAAAAAGCUUAAAAGAAGAUAAAACUGUUAUCCAGCGAUAUGUAAGUUAAUGUACAAGUUAAAAGAAAGAAGAUGACAGACAUAUUGUGCAAGUGGCUGAAUGAGGAGCUCCAGCUGUCAAAAGUUGUUGAGCCACAUACGUUUGCCAAGAGUUUCUCCAGUGGUUACCUAAUCGGAGAGGUUCUGCAUAAAUAUGAGUUGCAGAAAGAUUUCAGUUUGUUUCUAAAGAAAGACACCUCCAUUGCCAAAGUGAACAAUUUUACCCGACUUGAACCUACACUCCGGUUAUUGGGGAUCCCCUUCAACAUAAAUACAGCCCAGGAACUGAUGCAGGAGAAGCCGGGUGUUGCCACAAGCCUCCUUUAUGAACUCUUUGCCUCACUUAAAAAGAUGAAGGAAGCGAAAAUCAGCAGGACGAUGAUGGAAGUCAUGCAGCCUGCAGCCAUUGCUGCCCUGCACAAAAAAGAGCAUGAGAUCUACUGUCAUCGACUGCCUCGGGUGGUGGAACGUGAUUCAGACCUAAAGCUGCAGGAAAUCUGUCAGCACUAUAAUGAGAAAUGCCAGUCAUUAAACGACUGUCCGUCUGUGACCUCUCCCAUCCAGCAAAAGAGGCAAUUCAAAGUCCAGAAUGUUGAGGAGGUUCCCAAGCCACUUCCCUACACUUCGAAGCUUCAGCAGCAACGAGAAGCACAGGAAGCACAGAUGGUUCACACUGAAAUAGCCCGUUUUGAGGAAAACAGGAAGAAACUGGCUACUUGUGAUUUUGCUUCCUCUUCAAGUGGUCAUCCUUCAUCAGGAGAUCAGGGCCCUGACAUGUCUGGAAGUAGAUAUGAGAUGAUCUUACAGUCAAACACAGAGUAUUUCCAGGAUAUCCAACAGAGGCUGAAAGAGGAUGCUGCUGCUCGGGAGAAAAGAGUAGACAGAUUCCUGGUGGAGCAGUUCAAGGCUCAUCGAGCUCAGGAGGACGCACGCCGAGAUGAGCAGCUGCUGAAACGUGUGACACGACUGAGUCGGGAGGAGCAGCGCUUGGCAGCUGUGUUGCUUCAGAUGCGCAUGCAGAAGGAGGUGAUCCUGAAGAACCGCCUGUUUAGAGAGCAGCAGUACCAACAGCGCAGAGAGAAAGACAUCCAGGAAGCUCUGCAGAGGGAGGAGGCUUUGGCUCAGCAUGCUAGGUGGGAACGUGCUGAAUCGAUCAGAAAGGAGAUGGAACUCUGUAACAGGUUUGCUGCUGAGCGACGGCAGAUCAGAUACAGGAAGCACUUCGCAAGCUGCAAGGACAUUGUGGAGCAGAUAGUGGAUUUGGCCACCAAGGUCGGAGAAUAUCGACUGAUCACUGGGAAUUUGUUUCCAGAGAAAGAGAUGAGAGAGUGGAAGGAGUUGCUGUUCAGUGGUCUGCCUCUCUAUGAGUUUUCUACCCCACUCGACCCAGUAGAGCUAAAGAAGCAGGAGAUACUCAACAACCAGGACUAUGAUGAAUACACUGACAUGGUAGAUGAGUGGGCAUGGCCAGAGGAAGCAGCGGAGACCAAGUCACCCCUGACCAACAACAAUGUUCUUGGACAUGUUGUCACACGACUGAGGAACAUUGUUCAUCCACCCGUCAUGGAACCCUCCUCUUCUUCAUUUCCUCACUUCACCUUCAAGGCCUGUGUCCUUGGCAAGUUUUGCUCUGGCAAGACGACAUGCCUGGCCAAGUUUGCUGAAGCCCAUGGCAUCUAUGUCUUAUCAAUUGAGACACUGAUCAACGAGGCGGAGAAAGCUUACCAGAAUGAAGAGAAGUUCACAGAGCAUCAGGAAGAGGAAGACAAUGAGCAACUGCUCACAUCCUCCACGUCACUGAAGCCUGAUCUUGACACUCAAGAGGAAAGUGAAGGGAGUAAAGUAAGACUGUCUGCUCGGGCCAUGCAGGGAGCAGCUGUAGAAAAAGAGAUAAGAAAAGGCAACAUCAUCCCUAAUGAGCUGUUAGUGGACAUUAUAGUAGAGGCCAUCAGGCAGGUUCCAGCUCAGUCAGGUUGGAUCCUGGAUGGCUUUCCAGCAGACAUCAUCCAGGCCUACCUGCUAGAAGAAGCCCUGGGCGGGUCUGUGGAUGUAGGGAAUGACAUUGUAAAGAGCAGAACAAACCUUGCUGCUGAUCCAAAUCCACCGAAACCUCCUCCUCCGGCUCCUGUACUGGACCUGGCUCUGCUCCUGGAUAUCCCAGAUGAGUGUGUAGUCAGGCGUGCGUUCAGUCAUACGGAUAAAGAUCCCACAGAUAAGACCAUUUUUCUGGCACAGAUCCCAAGCAGGGUCACAGAUUUUCAGGAUAACUGGCCAAAACUUGCAGAAUGGUUUGGUGGAAAGCAGAACAUUUUGGUGCGUGUUGAUGCAGAUGUAGAUGAGGAAGAGCUUUACACAAGGGUGGAGUCUGUCCUGCUGCAAGCGAUGACACAAACACAGACGGCUCUCGCCACUCCUCCUGUUGAAAACCUUGUGUUAGACAGCGGGAAAGCUCCGAACUCCUCUUCUUCAGCUACACCUGUAGACCAACAUCCAGGUCUCACAGAUGAAGCCCCUGGCUCCACAGAGUCCCAUUCCUGCCUGACUGAAAAAAACCUCCAAAGUGCAAAGUCACUUUCCAAAUCCAACAUACAUUCCCCUCGAGGGCACUCAAGGAAGGGGUCUGCUUCACCUUGCCCAGGUUCAUCCAGCUGGGUCUAUGUGGACGAACCCCUUCCUCCAGGGAUCCCAGAGCUCCUGUGCUCCCAUUGGGAGGCAACGUGUGAUUCUUAUGUGAACAGUAUAAAGACAGUGAUGCUGCAGCUGCGCUCACAACGCACUUUCAUUAACCAUUACCUUUACAACAAAAGAGAGGACUACAAGCAUUACCUGUUACGUCCAGACUUGAAGCAGGAGUUAGUGUCUAAGUGGCAGAAGGACUUUAACAGCAUACCUGAUGAUAUAAGAGAAGACGAGGAAAGCAAACCAGAACUACAUCUGAGAAUGGAUGAACUGUGUGAACAACUGAGGGACAUUAGUGACAAGCGUAAAGAGGAGAACGAGCUGGAGAAAGCUGCUCUCAUGGGUCAAGGCUGGUUGGAGGGCCACAUUGCCACGCUCAUCAACCACCACUCGGUACUCAUGCAGGUGGAGAUGGACCGCUUUCAUGCCACACUCUGUAUUCUUAAGGUCUACUAUUCAAGCAUGCACAGUCGGGUGCUACCUGAGGUACCUUCUAAAUUUGUCCGUAUCCCUCUACUGAACAGCCAAGAAAUAAAGGAUCAGGAAAAAAGAUGUCCUGACUCCUCAGACAGCGUCAAGACGCAAGGCAAGGAUCAGACAGAACCUAUAGAGCCAUCCCACGAGAAACUGAUCUCAGACUAUGAAGGGGCAAUCACAGUCAUCAGCAAUUUGGUGUCAACAGAAACCCACCAAAAGAAGACAAAAGAGGAGCCGAAGAGCUUGCCAGUGAAUGAGGAGUCGAAGGCAACUUCAAGUGCAAAGACAAAACAAAAAGGAAAGCAGUCAACAAAAAAACAGACUGAUCCACCAGUCCCACCUCAGGCACCCACCCCUACACCGGCUGAUAACAAAAGAGAAGAGAAGAGUCACGAGCAAAAAGUGAAAAACAAAAUACAUAAAGAAUAUUCAGCUGCACUGGUUCACGAAGCAAAGAUGCGCAUUGCGCUCGUGAAAGGUCACGGUCUGGCGAUGGUGGACUCCCUGCAAAGCAGAGCUGAACAGACCUCAGACAGUAUGUGGAAGUGGUCAGAAGCAAACUAUCUUGCAGAAAUUAAGAGUAUUGACCAACUAUCAGAAGUGGUUCACCACCACAUACAGGCUGGUGAGAAGUUAAAGUAUGAGCUGGUGUUGGAAGGUACUGACUUCUACCUGAACGGAGACUGCCUCAUGGUGCCCAGCCUGCCUCCUCCUCCCCGUCCAACUUCUCUGGAGAAGCCCAUGGGGUCUACGCCCACCAUAACUCAGCUAGAGUCACUCCACAAACAGCUAUGCAUUGUUGCUCCAUCAGGCUUCAUAUCCAGUCCAGAGUUCUUUGAUUUGUUCAGGGAUAUCAUCUCUGUUAACUGGGCCAGAAACACAGUGCCUGAGAGUUGGAGCAAGUUGAAUGAAAUCCAGUUGAUGGAGAUUGUAUCUCUGCUUACUGAUGAGUAUGAGCUGAUAGACUGGCGUCAGUUUCUGCUCAGUGCUGCCCUCCCUUGGCCAUCUCCCUCCUUAAUGCAGCUGCUGGUUGUACUACAACAUUUCAAGGCAGCAGAUACUGGUGACACAGGAUACAUAAACGAGGAACAGUACCUACAGUCAGAGUUGUGGUUUUCCUGUGAGAGUGCCCAGCCUGUUCCUGAGGACCCCUCUGAGCCUCUGCCUUAUGACCGCCUGGUUAACCUACGCAGGUUCUUCUUCCAGUUGUUUGCAGACCACUCCUUCUCUCCUCCUCGUCUGGACUAUGUGUCCAUGUUGCAGUACUUUGCAGCUGACACCAGCCCCAAACAGGGCUUCAUCAGAGCCCUGAGUGUAGAGCUGGGACAACAUCUCAACCCCUUGUCACCUCUGGGACAGCUUGUCAAGUCUAUACCCGGUAUAGAGGAGUCAGCAGAGCUCAGCUCCUCAGAACUUGCAUCUAGCCGUUUCUUUGGAGACCAGAAAGUGUCCAUCCCUGCUCUUCUUGCUGUCCUCUGCCACAAAGCCACCAGGAUGAAAGAUGACUACCUUCCUCCGGGCUGCCUGAGUCAGGAGGAGCACACUGAGCAUCUGGUGCAUAUAUUCAGAGAGCUGGGCUACAAGCCUGAGGACUGCGUCCCCUUCACUGUUUUCUGUCAGCAUCCUUACACCGAGGGCCUGAUGGAGACAAAACACCACCAGCUUGUAAACAUUCAUAGGGUGCUACUGCCCAGGCAGGAUGAAGGAGAACUCAGAUUUAGGGAGAAGAGUCAGAAUGAAGGAGAAGAGUCAGGAUAAAGGAGAAGAGUCGGGAUAAAGGAGAAGAGUCAGGAUGAAGGAGAAGAGUCAGGAUGAAGGAGAAGUGUCAGGAUGAAGGACAAGAGUCAGGAUGAAGGAGAAGAGUCACGAUAAAGGAGUAGAGUCGGGAUGAAAGAGAAGUGUCAGGAUGAAGGAGAAGAGUCAGAAUAAAGGAGAAGUGUCAGGAUGAAGGAAAAGAGUGAGGAUGAAGGAGAAGAGUCAAGAUGAAGAAGAGUGAGGAUGAAGGAGAAGUGUCAGGA
Larimichthys crocea (large yellow croaker) is the source of this 5269-nucleotide messenger RNA. It is a transcript of the gene spef2, whose product is annotated as sperm flagellar 2. Gene Ontology annotation, biological process: sperm axoneme assembly. The transcript has 38 exons. The record is from RefSeq and is a predicted model, not a curated record. Gene Ontology annotation, cellular component: sperm midpiece; manchette. Gene Ontology annotation, molecular function: protein binding. The coding region runs from base 129 to 5009 and encodes 1626 amino acids. Lineage: Eukaryota; Metazoa; Chordata; Actinopteri; Sciaenidae.